AUGAUAGAUACACCAAAUAAUAGUGGAAAUGAAGAAGAUGAUAAAUGUGUACCACGUGCAGCUGUAUAUAAAAUGAUUAAAGAUUGUGCUCAACAUAUUCGUGUAUCAGGCGAAGCAAAAGAGUUUUUUGUACAAUGUUGUAAUGAAUUUAUUCAUACAUUAGCUUUACAAGCAAAUACUGUUUGUGAACAACAGGCAAAGCGACUUGUUCAUCCUGAUCAUAUUGUUACGGCUUUGAAUAAUAUGGGUUUUGGUUCAUAUCAAACAAAAUGUUUAAAUGCAAUGGAAACAGCACAAGAAGAAAUAGCACAAAAACGUAGAAAACUUCAUGGAAAACCAACAUCAAUUUAUACUGAUGAAGAAUUGAGACAAAAACAAGAACUUUUAUUUCAACAAGCUCGUGAAGAAGCUGACCAAUUAGAAGAAGAUGAUUGGGCACGUACACAAGAAUUAUCAAAAGAAGUUUUAAGGCAAAAACUCGAAGCAACAAGGACUGACGAUGAUAACUAUGAUAAUUAA
Rotaria sp. Silwood1 is the source of this 519-nucleotide messenger RNA. The record is from the annotation of a GenBank genome assembly. Lineage: Eukaryota; Metazoa; Rotifera; Eurotatoria; Philodinida; Philodinidae.